GCCAGCUCUGGAGGGACCGUGGAUGAUGGGGCCUGCGGCUGCCUGCCCAAUCCGGGCACGUUCGAGGAGUGCCACCGGAAGUGCAAGGAGCUGUUUCCUAUUCAGAUGGAAGGUGUCAAGCUCACAGUCAACAAAGGGUUGAGUAAUCAUUUCCAGGUGAACCACACAGUAGCCCUCAGCACAAUCGGGGAGUCCAACUACCACUUCGGGGUCACGUAUGUGGGGACAAAGCAGCUGAGUCCCACAGAGGCAUUCCCCGUGCUGGUGGGUGACAUGGACAAUAGUGGCAGCCUCAACGCUCAGGUCAUUCACCAGCUGGGCCCUGGCCUCAGAUCGAAGAUGGCCAUUCAGACCCAGCAGUCGAAGUUUGUGAACUGGCAGGUAGACGGGGAAUACCGGGGUUCCGACUUCACGGCAGCCGUCACCCUGGGGAACCCAGACGUCCUGGUGGGUUCAGGAAUCCUCGUGGCCCACUACCUCCAGAGCAUCACGCCAUGUCUGGCCCUGGGCGGAGAGCUGGUCUACCACCGGCGGCCCGGGGAGGAGGGCACUGUUAUGUCACUAGCUGGGAAAUAUACAUUGAACAACUGGGUGGCAACAGUAACGUUGGGUCAGGCGGGCAUGCACGCCACGUACUACCACAAAGCCAGCGACCAGCUACAGGUGGGUGUGGAGUUCGAAGCCAGCACAAGGAUGCAGGACACAAGUGUCUCCUUCGGGUACCAGUUGGACCUGCCCAAGGCCAACCUCCUCUUCAAAGGCUCCGUGGACAGCAACUGGAUCGUGGGUGCCACGCUGGAGAAGAAGCUCCCACCCCUGCCCCUGACAUUGGCCCUCGGGGCCUUCCUGAAUCACCGAAAGAACAAGUUCCAGUGCGGCUUCGGCCUCACCAUUGGCUGAGCCCCUCCUGGCCCCCGCCUUCCACGCCCUUUCUCCUUCAGAUCCCACCUCCCCCUCCCCCUGCCAUGGAGGGGAGACCUGAGUUCCCCUCCCCCUCCCUUCCCUCCCUCCUCGGGGGUCAGGGGGACAGCGGAAAGGAGGGGACCCAUCACCCCAGCAGCUAAGGGGGGAUUCUGGAACCACGGGCGCUUCAGGGUUCAGAGUACCAGGGGCAGCAUGCCCCGCAGGCCUGGAGGUCCAGGAAGGGAUUCUGGAAUCGAGGGGCACACGGGAUUCUGAGCACCAUGGGGCAGAGGCAGCCAGACAACCUCAGGGAGGUGUUGGGGUGUUCCCAUCCCCCAAAGGGCCCUGGGCCCAGCCCCAAGGGGGCAGCAAGCAGAGGAGCUUCCCACCCCCAGUUAGCCUGCCCUGCCCACUUUCCCGCCCACCCUGCAUAUAAAUCAUGUUUAUAAGUUAUGGAAGAACUGGGACAUUUUACAGAAAAAAAAAAAACAACAAAAAAUAUACAUGAAAAAAACCCAAGUGAAA
Messenger RNA from Vicugna pacos (alpaca), 1428 nucleotides. RefSeq names its product translocase of outer mitochondrial membrane 40 (gene TOMM40). NCBI's taxonomy places the organism in Eukaryota, Metazoa, Chordata, Mammalia, Artiodactyla, Camelidae. Gene Ontology annotation, molecular function: transmembrane protein transporter activity. Gene Ontology annotation, biological process: protein import into mitochondrial matrix. The record is from RefSeq and is a predicted model, not a curated record. Gene Ontology annotation, cellular component: mitochondrial outer membrane.